This is a messenger RNA of Gossypium arboreum, 387 nucleotides long. RefSeq lists its product as uncharacterized. The record is from RefSeq and is a predicted model, not a curated record. The coding region runs from base 1 to 387 and encodes 128 amino acids. The transcript has a single exon. Lineage: Eukaryota; Viridiplantae; Streptophyta; Magnoliopsida; Malvales; Malvaceae.
AUGGAAAAAAAGGUUCUGAGGCUUGGUCGCAAGGGUAAGCUGAGCCCUCGGUUUAUUGGGCCGUACCAAAUUUUGAAGCAAGUAGGGCCAGUCACAUAUCAAUUAGAGCUACCUCCAGAGUUAGACCGUAAACAUGAUGUGUUCUAUGUCUCGAUGUUGAGAUGCUACUGCUCUGAUCCUACGUACGUUGUGCCUGUGGAGGAGAUUGAGAUUAGACCAGAUCUGAUGUUCGAGGAGGAGUCUGUUCAGAUUCUAGAUCGCGACAUUAAGGUCUUACGUAGGAAGUCCAUUCCCUUGGUGAAGGUGCUGUGGCGGAAUCAUAGCACUGAGGAGGCUACUUGGGAGCUAGAGGAUUCGAUGCGACAGCAGUAUCCUCACCUUUUUUGA